AUGGCUGAGCGUCAAGAGAUGGGUCCAUUGGAAGGGACACCUGCUGCUGACACUUACCCCAGAAAGAUACUGGAGUAUAUGGAAGGAUUCCUCAUCUCCAAGACGGUUUUCUCCGCCUGUGAGCUGGGUGUGUUUGAUGUGUUGCUGGCUUCAGAGCGUCCCCUGUCUGCAGAGGAGGUCAGUCAGGCGGUCGGAGCCAGUCUGGAUGGCACACAGAGACUGCUGGCUGCCUGCACCGGCCUGCAGCUCCUCAACACACACCAGGACAAUGGACGAGUGUGUUACAGUAACACAGAGCAGGCCAGUGUCUACCUGACCCGCUCCAGUCCUCUGUCCCUUUACCAGUCCAUCCAGUACAGCUCCAGAACCAUCUACCUCUGCUGGCACUACCUGACCGACGCUGUCAGAGAGGGAAGAAACCAGUAUGAAAAGGCUUUUGGAGUCAGCUCGAACGACCUGUUCCAAGCUCUCUACAGGUCUGAUGAGGAGAUGGUGAAGUUUAUGCAGUUGAUGAACUCUAUUUGGAACAUCUGUGGUAAAGACGUAGUUACGGCCUUUGACCUUUCGCCUUUCAACAUCAUCUGCGACCUUGGAGGCUGUAGUGGAGCAUUAGCCAAGCAGUGCACGUCAGCCUACCCAGAAUGCACUGUGACGAUCUUUGACCUCCCCAAGGUGGUGCAUACGUCGAGGGAACAUUUUGUCACUGGGGCCGACGAGAGGAUAAGCUUCCACGAAGGGGACUUCUUUAAAGACCCCCUGCCAGAGGCUGACCUCUACAUCCUCGCCAGAAUCCUCCACGACUGGACAGACGAGCGCUGCAUAGAGCUACUCAGUAGCGUCUACAAAGCCUGCAAACCAGGAGGCGCUGUGUUGCUAGUGGAGGCGUUGCUCCACGAGGACGGCUGUGGCCCGGUGACAGUGCAGCUCUACUCCCUGAACAUGCUGGUACAGACGGAGGGCAGAGAGAGGACGGCUGCUCAGUACGCUGCCCUGCUGGAUGCCGCCGGCUUCACCGGCACCCAGCACCGCCUUACUGGGAAGAUCUACGAUGCUGUGCUGGGACGCAAAGAGACAUGA
Messenger RNA from Cyclopterus lumpus (lumpfish), 1077 nucleotides. It is a transcript of the gene asmt, whose product is annotated as acetylserotonin O-methyltransferase. The transcript is spliced from 8 exons. NCBI's taxonomy places the organism in Eukaryota, Metazoa, Chordata, Actinopteri, Perciformes, Cyclopteridae. The record is from RefSeq and is a predicted model, not a curated record. Gene Ontology annotation, molecular function: O-methyltransferase activity. Bases 1 to 1077 code for a protein of 358 amino acids.